AUGCUUGUAAGAUGGAGCUUAGUCCUCUUCGCUGUUACUCGUUACGUUGCGACUAACAAUGAACAGCCGCCACAUACAAAAUCCGAGGAAGAGGAUUUAAUUCCACAAUUCUUCACGCGUGAAGGAAUCGUUGCUGCGGGAAACUUCUCCCGAUUCGAACUGAAAUCGCCGAAACCUAUGCGAAUAGUGCUAGAUAGCGUACAGGGAGAUGCCGAUCUGUACUUCUCCUAUACCAAUCAAGGGGUUUCCUAUGAACUUGAUAGGCAUGAUGCAUCCUCAGCGACUUGUGGGCUAGACUACAUCGAUGUAGAAUCCAAUCCGCGACCUUCAUAUUUAGGGAUCUUGCUAGUUAAGAUUUACGGCCAUCCUUCCAAAAAUGAGUCAGCUUACCGUCUACUGAUUAUGGUUGUUCCGGAUGGAAAUUUUGAGCAUGGGCCCGAAGUAAUACAUCAGUGAGU
Strongylus vulgaris is the source of this 458-nucleotide messenger RNA. The record is from the annotation of a GenBank genome assembly. NCBI's taxonomy places the organism in Eukaryota, Metazoa, Nematoda, Chromadorea, Rhabditida, Strongylidae.